CUGCUCAUGGCUUGUUCUAGUCAUGGCUGGUAUCCAAGUGGAGCUCAUUCCAUCAUGCGGCACACGCUUUCUCAUAUACAUCCAAUGAAGCCGUUUGUGGGAUUGUCAGCAUCAGACCAUAUGAGUUGAAGACCUCUUGGUACUUGGCUAUUCGUCUAGACGGGUCUGGACCGACCACUGCUCAUCGCCGCAGAACAGAUGCAAAUAUCAAUCUUGACCUGGUCGAAAGCUAGACCCGGGUUUCGAGCAGGAAUGCGCCAAAAUUAGAACCGUGGUGCAAGCACAUUCUGGUACCGUCUAUCGUCCACGAGUACUAUUUACCGGGGGGAUAUGAUACGUCAUCUACCAAGCCCGGCCAAGGCGGGCAACAAUCGGGGCCAUAUUAUCUCCCCCACAAUCGCAUCUUAUCGUGGACCCCUCCACAGACUUCUACCCCAAGGUCAUUGAUCACAUAAUGACUCUGAUCUCUGCCUUUCGUCCACCAUCUACUCGGGUCUCGUCCUUGGGACUGAGGUCCCGCAAGCAGCGGAGAUCGCCCAAGCGUAGUCCGCGUCGGCGCAGCCGCGAAUUGCGACGGGAUCGGGACGAGGAUGAGGACGAUGAUAGCCACGAUGAAGAUGCGCACUCCAUAAUCACCCCAUCAAAACAUACUCCCAAAGCUAUCCGGGUCUUGCGUGGGUCUGUGGCUGCUGGUGGUCCUUUGCGUCCCUUCCGCUUAGUCAAACAGGAUAUAUUGAACCUGCGUCGGCGAUAUGUCUCAGAUUGGAAGAUCUUCAACCAGCUGAUAUUCGCCAGUGCCGUCUAUGUCUUCUUCACUAACCUUCUUCCUGGGAUCACUUUUGCCAGCGACCUGUACGUCUUAACUGGCCAGCAUUGGGGAACGAUUGAGGUGGUGUUCAGUACUGGCCUAUGCAGCAUAAUCUUCUCUUUAUUUUCCAUCCAACCCUUGACCAUCCUCGGGGUCACUGGGCCCUUUUCAGUGCUCGCAGAGAAUAUUUACAAACUUUGCGAUGAGGUCUUCAAGAUACCUUUCUUGCCUUUCAUGGCCUGGUCACUAAUACAUGCUGGCUGGCUGCACUAUGUCCUGGCAAUCAUAAACGCCCAUGACUGGACAAUGCGAUAUGUCACAACAUUCGCCACGGAGAUAUUCUCCCUCCUCAACAGCAUUAUCUACUUCCACAAAGCAAUUCAGGAGCUGGAACGAGCCCAUGACAGUCUGUCGUUCGCAGCUUUCCUGUACGCCGUCAUUGGUGCCGUUGGAACAAUGCUGUUGGCAAUCUUUCUGUCGACCGCAGAGAGCUGGCGUCCUUUGUUUCACCGAUACAUCCGCAUGGGCCUGACCGAGUAUGCCGCUGCAAUCUCCAUCAUUGUCUUCAUCGGACUUCCCCACAUCGGCGAAUUGGCUCAUCUGGAUAAGAUGACCCUUCCCGUGAGCACCUCCUUCAAGCCCACGUCUCCAGAUCGCAAUCAAUUCUUCGUCGAAUUCUGGCACCUACCCGUGACAUGGGUCUUCGCCGCCAUCCUCCCUGGAGUCAUCAUCACCAUCCUCUUUUUCUUUGACCACGAAGUCAGUUCUAUCAUCUGCACCAUCGACCGCUAUGGAACCCGCAAGCCCGGCGGUUUCGCGUGGGACAUUAUCCUCCUUGGUACCACCACAGCUCUCUGUGGGAUUUUGGGGAUUCCACCAGCCAACGGCCUCCUCCCGCAAGCGCCGCUCCACUCCGAAUCCCUCAUGCAUACCGAGAAAGAGCAGCGCACCAUCCUCGUCGACGGCGAGGAGAAGACUGAGACCUACGAGGUCAAACGCGUCUAUGAGCAGCGAUGGUCAUCCUUUCUCCACGCCGCCGCCAUCCUCCUCUUCGUCAGCCCACCUUUCAUGAAAGUCCUUGGCUUGACCCCGACCAGCGUUCUAGCCGGUCUGUUCAUGUUCAUGGGCGAGCAAAGUCUCUCAGUGAAUCCAAUCCUCUAUCGAACAUUCUACCUCCUCACCCCACCCUCCGAACUUCCCCCCCUCCCUGCCUCCCUCGCCACAACGGCUUCCACCACAAACACCCAGACCAGCAAUCACCCUGAACCAACCACUCAAGAAGAAGAUGCCCUCAAUACCCCCUCCUACAUCCCCAUCCACCUCUAUACCCUCCUCCAAAUCAUCAUCACCGUCGCCAUCUUCAUCCUCACGCUCACGCGCGGCGCCCCGGCCUUCCCCGUGCUGAUCGUCCUCCUCGUCCCCUUCCGCCUCCUGAUCAUGAAGCGAUGGUGGCCCCGCAAGGUCCUUCGCUUCGUGGACGCGUGGGCAUGCAAGGAGGGGACGCCGGAGGACGACGAAGAUGCUGAAGCUGAAGCGCAAGAGCAAGCGGGGAGGAAGGGCGGGGCCCCGGGACAAGAGCCUUCGGGACCCGAUGAUGAGACCAUUAUACCUGCUGGGACGGAGGCGGGCCAGGGGUCUUCCGGGGAAUCAAAUUCUCGGGAGCUCGAUGAGGAAGGGCGGGAGUGGCUUGAGCUCGAGGGUUGGGGGCGGCGGCCGGAUGAGGAGGAGGGCGAGCGGAGACGGGGUUGA
Aspergillus aculeatinus CBS 121060 is the source of this 2557-nucleotide messenger RNA. RefSeq lists its product as uncharacterized. Gene Ontology annotation, cellular component: fungal-type vacuole; plasma membrane. Gene Ontology annotation, biological process: monoatomic ion homeostasis; borate transport; monoatomic anion transport. Gene Ontology annotation, molecular function: borate efflux transmembrane transporter activity; solute:inorganic anion antiporter activity. The record is from RefSeq and is a predicted model, not a curated record. NCBI's taxonomy places the organism in Eukaryota, Fungi, Ascomycota, Eurotiomycetes, Eurotiales, Aspergillaceae. Bases 455 to 2557 code for a protein of 700 amino acids. The transcript has 5 exons.